GGCAUGGCCCAGCAGCCCAGGACCCGUCUCCUGGACACGGCGCAGCACAGCAUCGUCUCCGGCUCCCCGCUGCGCCCGGAUGGCCCCAGCCCCACUGCAUGCAGGGGACAGCUCCGCCACGCGUGCUGUGGGUGCUGUGUACCCUGCCCGGCUGCAGAGCCCUUCCCGGAGUGCUCAUCUCGUGUGGCCACCAGCGGUGCGAGGCGUGCGCGGUCCUGGCCCCCUGCUGGACCCCGGUGCUGGGGGGUUGGCACGUGCAAGGCUGCGGGGCGCGUCCUCAGGAGCUGUUUUGCCCUUUUUCCUGCCCUAGCUGGAGCCUGGGAGCGUCUUGUCCCCCUCGUGCUGGCACUACUCCCCCGCCCACGGGGGCAUGCUGGGACCCUUUGGGCAGCUUAUGACGGAGGAGGACAUUCUCCGCAUUGAGAGGCAAAUCGAAAACCUGCAGGUGAUGCACAAGGUGCAGACAGUGGAGACGGAGCUGGAGCAGCUGGAGGAGGAGCUGCAGCAGCUCCUGCCGCUCCCGGCCACCCUGGCCCCCGAGCGCUUUUCCCUCGACCCCCGGCGCCUGCAGGGCCAUGCCGAGGACCUGCCCGCCUGGUGCAGCAAGACCUCUGCGCUGCUGAGGAGCAUGGCCAUGCUGCUGGCUGCUCUGGGGGGCCGGGAGAGCCCCGGGGUGAGGGGAGUGGCGAGCAGCACCAUGCCCCAGAGGUUCCCUCCCAGUGCCCCGGCCGGCACCCAGCAGGACGCCCAGCGUGAGAUCCUGCACUGCGGUGUGUCCGUCCGCAGCCUCAAGGCCAACUAUGAGGGGCUGGUGGGAGCCCCCGUGCCCUGCAACAGGGUCACCAAGCGGAAGCGGUCACUGCCCCCAGGAGCACCCGUGGAGGUCUGUACCCGUGAGCCUGUCCUGGAGGAGGAGUACGGGGAUGGGGAUGCAGUCGGGGUGCUGCGGCGCAGCCAGCCAGUGCAGACGGAGCUGAGCUGCCUGCAGGAGCGCAUCGAUGCACGGAAGGAGCGCGCCGUCUCCCUCUUCCUGGAGCACUGGAAGAAGUGGGCACUGGCGGAGGCACCUGGUGCACGCACCCGUGGGGACGAUCGGCUGCGGCGGCUCUGGAAGCAGCGGCAGGCGGUGGGGAGGCUGCUGGCACGCUGGAGGAGCGUUGCCCACGGGGUGCCCGGGAGGCAGAUCCGGCGGCUGAGUCGCACUGAUGUGCUCUACUGGCCCGAGCACUUCUUGCCCCAUGUCCGAGGCUCACCCGUGCCCUACGACAGCCUCUCGCUCGACCUCUUCAUGCUGGGCUACUUCCAGCUGCUGGAGAUGAACCUCAGUCCUGAGGAGCGCCGCUUCCGGCACCUGCUGUGCUACGAGAUGUUCGACCGCCUGGGCACCCACAGCUGGGAGUGCAUCCGACGCUUCCACCGUGCCGCGCUGGAGCGGGUCGAGGCUGGCCACUGCUGCUGGCUCGACGGCUUCGAGGACCUCAAGCAGGAGUUCUUUGGGGACAGCCCCACAGUGCCCACAGCAGCAGUGGUGGAGUCGAGUCCUUCAUCCCCCAGUCUGGCACCCACUGCUGCAGCCCAGGGUGGCAAGGAGCCGGCCCAGCUGGUCUCAGAGCUGGGGGAGUUCAGUGACGAGGACAUCUGCCGCUACAUCGACCGCAGCUUCUCCUUCUGGAAGGAGAAGGAGGCAGAGAUGUUUGAUAUCUGAGCUCGGUGGGACGCUGUGGCAGCAGCAGGCCCCGGGGCCGUGGUGGUGGCAUGUGGCUGGCGGAGUGCACGGCUGGGGUGUGCAGCCAGGAGAGGCUCCGGGUGCAGCCAGGCAGCAGGACCCUGUGCCUUGGCACAGCUCAGCUGCUCUCACGGCAGCAGGACUGCGGGCUGGCUCUGCAGACCCAUGGGUUUUGCUUCAUGCCCUGGGAGCAGGCCCCGGGUGCCCAGACCCUUCGGGGGCUCUGUGGCCAGCUGUGUGUCGAAGUUGCUGUGUGCCCCUUGCCGUGGCUGUGUGUUGUGCUGGGGGCUCAGCUCCCCUUUGGUGUGCUGUUUGCGGUGCCAGGGCGUCGUUGGCCCCCACGUGUCGGUGCAAUAAAGCUGUGUGUGCUGUGAAGGGCUCAGCGCUCCUCACGCUCCUUGGUCACGUGUGCUCCCCGCACAGGGAUAACGUGGACAGCGAGGGGCUGGGGAUGGCAGGACCCAUCACCGCAGGGCUCCUGCCUGGCACCGUGCCCACGGCAUUGCGGAGCCGUGUCCCAUCAGCGCCGUGCCGUGCCGCAUUGUGCGGUGCCGGGGGUGCGCCUCACUCCUGCCGGCUGCCUCCACACUUGUGCUCCCCGUGGCCAGUGGGAUGUGGGCCCAGGGGGUGAUGUCCUUGGGGCUGGGUCGGUCCUGGCCCAUGGUGGGGUUGCUUUCCAGGAGCCUUUGCCAUCCUUUGCUUCCCCCAGUGGAGCCUGGCCAGCCACCCCAGGGCCCUGCGCUCCUGAGGCUGUCCGUAACGCGGC
This is a messenger RNA of Cygnus olor (mute swan), 2492 nucleotides long. Its product is annotated as espin-like protein. Gene Ontology annotation, biological process: actin filament bundle assembly. Gene Ontology annotation, molecular function: actin filament binding. The record is from RefSeq and is a predicted model, not a curated record. Bases 371 to 1705 code for a protein of 444 amino acids. Lineage: Eukaryota; Metazoa; Chordata; Aves; Anseriformes; Anatidae. The transcript has a single exon. Gene Ontology annotation, cellular component: cytoplasm.